Aphanomyces invadans is the source of this 1529-nucleotide messenger RNA. RefSeq lists its product as hypothetical. Lineage: Eukaryota; Oomycota; Saprolegniomycetes; Saprolegniales; Verrucalvaceae. Gene Ontology annotation, molecular function: protein dimerization activity. Bases 35 to 1477 code for a protein of 480 amino acids. The transcript is spliced from 5 exons. The record is from RefSeq and is a predicted model, not a curated record.
AACAGGAGCAGUGGAAGGAAGCUGAACGCGCGCCAUGAACCAUGCAGGGGGCACAAUGAACAGCGGAGCUGACAACGAGCCGAUAUGGGACGAAGACUUGACCGAAUUGCUCAACUCUCCUGAGCAAGGGACUUCUCAAUGGCACGUGGCAUCUACGACGACCGGCGUGCCUGGCCCAACGAGAUGCGACAUUGGCCGACUCUCUAGCUUUGACUUGGCCGAGAUACAUCACAGUGACGUCGCGUCGACAACACAACUCGACAUCAGCUACGAGCGAAAGAAAUCCCGAGCCAAGAUCACUCGAGUCGAAGUAAACAACGGCUUUGACGAUCUGCUCCAGGUUCUCCGUCUUCCCAACAGCCGCAAGAACAGUCGUGCGAAAGUCAUCCAGUAUGCAUGUGAACGUAUUCGCGCACUUGAACAAGAAAACGAACGGCUCAAGCAACAACUGCCACUGCCAGGUGCGUUGCCACCUGCCACCGCUGGAGCGAUGGUGUGGAUUCCAUGCACAUCCAUGCUCCUUCCGCAAAUAUCCCAACCCCAGCAAACUCGCGUGCUUCAAAAAGCCAAGCGCGCCAAGAAAACCAUCAAGUCAGUGGCCGCUGCUCAGUCGGCAACACCAUCCACCACUCCGUCCAUGCUGCACGCCUUGGUUACGACAUGCCCCCAUGUGCUGCGAUACCUGGAUGCUGUGUCCCUCGCUCGCUUGAUGCAAGUGUCGUCGGAAUGGAAUGCAUACCUGGGCCACGUCAAGCAGGGGUACUUGUGGGGAGCGCUCGUGACUGCUCGAUGGCGCAUCGAUGGCGCGGCCCUCACCACAGUCGAGCCGGGGCUGACUAUGCGCGACAAGUGGCUCCAACUGCACCACACCAUGACGUUGCCACGACUCGUGUACGCGUUGAACGCAUCACAAUCGAUGCCAGACUGCUCAGAGGUCGGGCCGACCAGUGCGGCAGGGUCGCAGCUGGGCAUUGUUGCCAAAGGCCGCGCGCCCGGAGUCGACAUGUGGGGCAUUUUGGCCCGACGGUCCAAUUCGCGCACGACCCGAUCCGUGUGGCGAGACGGAGCAGUGUCAGUGAUGCAAGUGGUCGAGGUCCAUAUCGUUGUCCAGAAUACCCACGGCAUUGCGCCGAUGACAGUGACGUUGGUGGAUGUGGCGCCGUUCAAGGUGCUGGAUGCGUCGUACGGCACGUUGUUUGAGCCUCGGUGGAUUGCACGGAAUGGUGUGAAGAUCGAGGUGGCAAUGCCCGAUCUCGUCUUGAAGCACUUGGACGUUGGCGUCUUGAGCGUUUAUGUGUCGUGCCCCCACGUCGAAUUCGAGCAUGAGUUCCUGUCGCGGGCCCAUUCCAUACGGGUUGUCUGCGCCACACGUGGAGCUUUGUCCGUGCAACGCCUACGAGUGGUGGAAGCGCCUUUCGUACGAGGGGUGCCGCAGCACCCGUUGGUGCGAACGGCAGACAGAAUGCACGACAAGUGACCUUAAUAACUCUUUUAUAUCGACAGUACAGCCCGCUGGCACUUGGCUCUUU